AUGACACCCCCUUUGCGCCCUCAAGAGGCCGAGAAAGCGGCCGGAGAAGCCAAUGAUGCUCACAUUACAAUUCAAUCUGAGAAGAAACAUGACGGGUCCGUCGAGAAGAAAGGCCAGAAUGGGUUUCUGAGAGUUUUCUCCUUCGGCGACACUAAACUUCACGUCCUCGAAUGGAUUGCUUUCGGUGCUGCUAUUGUGUCCGGCGUUGCUCUCGCCCUGGUCAACCUGGUGAUGGGGAACUUCUUGACACUGCUCAGCGACUUCAGUUUCUCCGACGCGGACUCAAUCCCUGAAAAUUUCAUGCCCGCCGUGCGGAACUCUGCACUCCAGUUCGUUUACAUAGGUAUUGCCCGUCUCGUGGCUACCUAUAUCUACGCCUCCCUCUUCACCUACGUGGCGUACCACUUGACCCGCAAUGUCCGACAGAGCUAUCUACGGGCUGCCUUCAGCCAGGAAAUUGCCUACUAUGACCGGGACGCCUCCGGCUCCAUCUCGCAGCAGGCGACCACGAACGGCAAGCUCAUUCAAUCCGGAAUCGCAGAAAAACUCGGCAUCGUCGUCCAAGCCAUCUCCACCUUCGUGGCGGCCUUCGUGAUCGCGUUCGUCUCUCAAUGGAAGCUAACCCUAAUCCUUAUCUUUAUGGUGCCACUUCUGCUCAUUGUACUCGGCACAGCUGGUGGCAUCGAUGCUAAGAUUGAGACCACGAUCUUGCAGGUCUACGCCCAAGCCAGCAGCUACGCCGAGAACGUCCUCGCAGGCGUUCGAACCCUUCAGGCCUUUAGUCUUCUACCAAGGGUGAUGACCAAGUACGACACUUAUCUACAGGAUGCGUAUACUAAGGGAAUGAAAAAGAAUAAACUCUAUGGUAUCGUGUUCGGAGGACAAUAUUUCGUUGUCUACGCGGGUAUGGGCCUGGCCUUCUGGCAGGGCAUUGCCAUGCUCGACCGCGGCGAGAUCUCUGAUCUAGGAACCGUCUUCACUGUUCUCUUCUCUGUUAUCAUGGCUGCCAAUACUAUCAUGCAAGUAACACCACAUAUGGCAACCUUUAGUCGCGCAGCCACCGCAGCUUCGGAGCUCUUCGCGCUCAUUGAUAGAGAUUCCGAGAUCAACCCCUUCGACGAAUCAGGAGACAAACCUGACGAAACGGCCGGCGUCAUCGAUCUGCAUGGUAUCAACUUCAGCUAUCCCACGCGUCAAGAUGUCACCGUCUUGGAGGACUUUACCCUAACUAUCCCGGCGGGCAAGGUCACGGCGUUAGUGGGCCCAUCCGGUUCAGGCAAAAGCACCAUAAUCGGCCUGCUCGAACGUUGGUACAACCCCAAUGCAGGCAGCAUCUUUUUAGAUGGCAAAGAUAUCAGUCAGAUCAACCUCCAAUGGCUGCGGACGAACGUCCGCCUUGUUCAACAGGGACCGGUACUUUUCAAUGGCAGUGUAUUUGAAAACAUAGCCAACGGCCUCGUCGGCACCAAAUGGGAGUCAGCGUUGCAAGAAGACCAAAUGCAACGCGUCCAAGAGGCGGCCAAGCUCGCCUUCGCGCACGACUUUAUCCAGAACCUACCCCAAGGAUAUGACACACGCAUCGGCGAACGAGGUAGCUUGCUAUCGGGCGGACAGAAGCAGCGAAUUGCCAUUGCUCGCAGCGUCAUCUCAGAGCCCAAGGUCUUGCUCCUCGACGAAGCGACCAGCGCGCUUGACCCACACGCCGAGGCCAUUGUCCAGAAGGCCCUCGACAGCGCCUCCGCGAAUCGAACAACCAUCGUCAUCGCCCACAAGCUCGCAACCAUUCGUAACGCAGAUAACAUCGUGGUCAUGUCCAAGGGUAAAAUCAUGGAACAGGGACGUCACGAAGAGCUGGUGUCUAGGAAUGGCAUUUACGCCACUCUCGUCGAAGCCCAGAACCUUGCACCUAUUAAUGUCGAGAAGAACCAUGGCUCGCAGGACACAAGCAUGGACGACGAGACUUCAGAAAAGGAAGACGAUCUUCAGCCUCUUGUCAAGAUCCGCACGGCCGAGGCGAACCGACUGGCUGCACGAAAAGACCGGGAAGACCACGACUUCUACGAGAAGACGGGCAUUAUUCGCAAUAUCUGGAAGCUUCUAAGAGCGACGCCCGAGAUUUGGCUUUGGUUUGGGGUCACAGUGGCCACGUGCAUCGGAGGAGCUGCCGUUAACCCUGGGCAAGCCCUCUUGCUGGGCAAUAUCCUGAGUGUCUUUGCUUCUUCUGACAUGGUCGCUCGCGGCAACUUCAUCGCGUUAAUCUUCUUCGUCAUGUCGCUUGGUAUUCUGGUUAUAUACUUCAUUAUGGGCUGGUCGACGAAUACUAUCGCACAGACCCUCAGCAGGAAGAUGCGACGAGAAAUCCUAGACUCCUUCCUUAGACAGGACCUCCAGUUCUUCGACCGGCCCGAAAACACAGUAGGCGCGCUCAUCAGCCGGCUGGAUUCCUAUCCGCAGGCCAUCCUAGAGUUAAUGGGAUUCAUGGUCGCCAUCAUCCUCAUGUCCGCCAUCAACAUCAUCGCAUCGAGCAUCCUCGCGAUCGCCGUGUCCUGGAAACUCGGACUAGUGGGCGUUUUCGCCGGCUUGCCGCCCAUGCUCCUAGGCGGCUACGCACGCGUCAAGCUCGAGACCAAGAUGGACGACGAAAUGGGCCAGAGGCUGUCGGCGAGUGCCUCGGUGGCAUCGGAGUCGAUUAUGGCCAUCCGGACCGUCUCAUCGCUCGCUAUCGAGAAUACCGUACUGAGGAAAUAUGUCGACGAGCUCGACCUCGCGAUCUCCCAGACCAGCUGGCCCAUGUUCCACAUGAUGAUCUGGUUCUCGCUCACCCAGUCCGUAGAGUACUUUGUCCUGGCUUUGGGGUUCUGGUGGGGAUCGAAGCUGAUCAACGACGGAGAAAUUAGCUUCUAUCAGUUCAUCGUAUCGUUCAUGGGCGUUUACUUCUCCGGCCAAGCCACCGCAUUGGCUUUCAGCUUCGCCAGCAGCUUCACCAAGGCAAACCAAGCCGCUAACUACUAUUUCUGGCUCGAUGACUUAGAGGGCACCAUUCGUGAGACAGACGGUAAUCGCAAAGAAGGGCCAGCUUACGGAUGUCGCUCCUACGAUUUCCAAGACGUGCAUUUCUCGUACCCCCUGGCGCCAAACACGCAGGUCCUCAAGGGCGUGUCUCUAUCAAUCCGUCACGGCACCUUCAUCGCCUUCGUCGGCGCCUCAGGAUGCGGUAAAAGCAGCAUGAUCUCGCUCCUCGAGCGGUUCUACGACCCGACAACCGGCAGCAUCACCAUCGACUCCUCAGGCCCAUUGUCAUCGCUAAACCCACUCCUUUAUCGCAGACAGGUAUCCCUCGUUCAACAAGAACCGACGCUCUUUCCUGGUACGAUUCGUGAGAAUAUAUUGCUGGGGGUUCCGGAUCUUGAUACCGGUGGGGGAAUGUCGUCGUCUUCUUCAUUCCGAAAAGGCGAAAGUGAAGAAGAGAGGAAACUAAAAGAAGCCUGCCUCUCCGCCAACUUAUGGGACUUCAUCACCUCUCUCCCCGAAGGCCUAGACACACCAUGCGGCGGCAACCAUCUCCUAUCCGGAGGACAGAGACAACGAAUCGCAAUCGCGCGAGCCCUGAUCCGUCAACCUCGGGUCCUUCUACUCGAUGAGGCGACGAGUGCGCUAGACACGGAGUCCGAGAAGCGGGUACAGAAGGCGUUGAUGGAGACCGGGUCCUCAAGAGACAGGAUCACGAUCACGGUGGCGCAUCGGUUGUCGACGGUCCGAGACGCGGAUUGCAUUUUUGUGUUCUAUGCGGGCGAGGUCGUCGAAGUAGGAGGGCAUGAUGAGUUGGUUGCCAGGGGUGGGAUGUAUGCGAAGAUGUGUGAGGCUCAGAGGUUGGAUGAUCCUGUGGUGUGA
Aspergillus melleus is the source of this 3891-nucleotide messenger RNA. Its product is annotated as ABC transporter ATP-binding protein. Gene Ontology annotation, cellular component: membrane. The record is from RefSeq and is a predicted model, not a curated record. Gene Ontology annotation, molecular function: ATP hydrolysis activity; ATP binding; ABC-type transporter activity. Bases 1 to 3891 code for a protein of 1296 amino acids. The transcript has 11 exons. NCBI's taxonomy places the organism in Eukaryota, Fungi, Ascomycota, Eurotiomycetes, Eurotiales, Aspergillaceae. Gene Ontology annotation, biological process: transmembrane transport.